GCCGGCUGCAAAACACAGCCUCUUUGCAUGGUGUAGCUCUGCACAGAGGCAGGCAGCGCAGCCCCCGCCUGCAAUGGCCCUGGCAAAGCUAAGUAACGUGCUGAUCAGCGAUAGCCUGGACCCCUGCUGCAGGGAGAUCCUGCAAGCUGGAGGCCUCCAGGUCCUGGAGAAGCCAAACCUCAGCAAAGAGGAGCUCCUGACACAGGUCAAGGACUGUGAUGUGCUCAUUGUCCGCUCAGCGACCAAGGUGACCACGGACAUCAUCCAUGCAGCUGAGAGGCUGCAAGUCAUUGGCAGGGCUGGCACUGGAGUUGACAAUGUGGAUGUGGAGGCAGCGACAAGGAAGGGCAUCCUGGUGAUGAACACACCCGCCGGGAACAGCCUCAGUGCAGCAGAACUCACUUGUGGGAUGAUCAUGAGUUUGGCCAGGCAAAUCCCCCAAGCAGCUGCCUCAAUGAAAGGGGGCAAGUGGGACCGCAAGAAGUUCAUGGGAAUGGAGCUUCAGGGGAAGAUCCUGGGCAUCCUGGGGCUGGGCAGGAUUGGCCGGGAAGUGGCCACCAGGAUGCAGUCCUUUGGGAUGAAGACCAUAGGGUACGAUCCCAUCAUCCUGCCUGAGGAGUCAGCCACCUUUGGAGUCCAGCAGCUGCCCCUGGAGCAGAUCUGGCCCCUGUGUGACUUCAUCACGGUGCACACACCACUCCUGCCCUCCACCACAGGGCUGCUGAACGACAGCACCUUUGCCAAGUGCCGGCGGGGAGUGCAGGUGGUGAACUGUGCCCGGGGGGGCAUCGUGGACGAGGGGGCACUGCUCCGGGCGCUGCAGUCUGGCCAGUGUGCAGGGGCUGCCCUAGACGUGUUCACACAGGAGCCGCCGCGGGACCGUGACUUGGUGAAUCACCCCAAUGUGAUCUGCUGCCCACACCUGGGUGCCAGCACCCGGGAAGCACAACGCCGGUGUGGCAAAGAGAUCGCCCUGCAGAUAGUGGACCUGUCCAAAGGGAAGGCACUGGCUGGCACGGUGAAUGGCCAGGCUCUCAGCAGUGCCUUCGCUCCUCAGACCAAACCCUGGAUCACCCUGGCUAAAGCCCUGGGCCUGCUGCUACAUACCAUGGUCAAGCAGGUGAAUGGCAGCAUACAGGUCUCUACACUAGGAGAGCCCUUGCAAAAUGCUGGAAACUACCUGACCCCAGCUGUGGUGACUGGUCUGCUGGCAGGAGCAGAACAGAAGGAUGUGAACCUGGUGAAUGGGCUGCUGCUGGCACAGGAGGCUGGGCUCAAGGUUACUUCUGUGCACAGCAACAAGGUGCCGGAGAUAAACAGCGACACUGGCCUCCUUGAAGUCGCCUUGCUGGGAUCACCCUGCAGAGCAGUGGGCUCUGUCCAGGGCAGCACUCCUGUCCUACAGGAGCUCAACGGAGCCACCUUCAAGCAGCUGGUUCCUCUUGCUGGCACCUUGUUGAUCUACAGAGCCAAGGCUUCCAACCCCAGCACACUGUCAGCAGUGAUCGAGCUGCUGGGGAAGGCUGGGGUACAGCUGCAGUCCUACCAGAGCUCCAGUGCCAUGGGGGGAGAAGAGUGGAGCAUCGUGGGCCUCUCUUCUGCACUGCAGAACCUCAGCGAACUGAAGCAGCAUGUGACAGAGGCCUUUCAGCUCACCGUAUAACCCAUGGCCAUCAGAGUCUCUGCAGUGAACCCUCCGCGGAUGCACGAGGGAGGGAAAUCCCCCACCAGAACCGGCUGAGAGUUUGAGAAUCGUGUAUGACCCCCUCCCCAGUCUGCUGCAAUGAGAGCCACACCGCGGGGAGCUCACAGGCUGGGUGGGCCAUUUUCACUGUAGUUUGGAAAUAACCACUGCCAAUAAAGGGUUUGGGAGGAGAAA
Messenger RNA from Gavialis gangeticus (Gharial), 1879 nucleotides. It is a transcript of the gene PHGDH, whose product is annotated as phosphoglycerate dehydrogenase. The coding region runs from base 74 to 1663 and encodes 529 amino acids. NCBI's taxonomy places the organism in Eukaryota, Metazoa, Chordata, Crocodylia, Gavialidae. The transcript is spliced from 12 exons. Gene Ontology annotation, biological process: L-serine biosynthetic process. Gene Ontology annotation, molecular function: phosphoglycerate dehydrogenase activity; NAD binding. The record is from RefSeq and is a predicted model, not a curated record.